Chroicocephalus ridibundus (black-headed gull) is the source of this 878-nucleotide messenger RNA. RefSeq lists its product as uncharacterized. The coding region runs from base 84 to 878 and encodes 264 amino acids. The transcript has 5 exons. The record is from RefSeq and is a predicted model, not a curated record. NCBI's taxonomy places the organism in Eukaryota, Metazoa, Chordata, Aves, Charadriiformes, Laridae.
UUCCGGUUGCCGUUACUUCCGGGUUCACCCGCCCGCCGCGGCGGCCGGCGGGAUUCUCGCGCUCCGCAGCCGCCGGGGACCAGAUGGAGCCGGUUCCGGAGACGGACCCCGCGGUGCAUUCUGGGAAGGAGGAGGAGGGGGGAGGGGCCCCCCUGGCCACGCCCACCCCCCACAGCAGCCUCGCGGGGGUGGGGGGAGGGGCGGGGGGCCCCUUCGACCCCCCCCGAGCGGCCGCCGCCCUCCUGGGCCGCUCCUUCGCCGCCCGCCGGGCCGUGGGGGGGGCGGCAGCCGCCGCCAUGAACCUGCCCCCCCAGCAGCGGCUCUACCGGGGGCUGGUCAGCCUGGCCGUGCCCCUCCCCCCACCCGGGCCGCGCAGGGCGGGUGCCCCUCCCCCACCCAAGGUUCCGGGUCCAGCGCUGGCGGCGUUGGGGGAGGGGCGGGGGGGAGGGGCGCCCUGGCUGCCCCCCCCUCCCCUCCUCGGCCCCCCCCCGGCCCCUCCCCCACCCCCCCCGGCGCCACCUUCCUCAUGUUCCGCAAACUGCAGCAGUGGGGGGAGGGGCUCCCCUAAUUACCCCACUGCCCUAAUUACCCCCCCCAAUAAAUCCUCAUUUCUAACCCCUCUGGGGGGGGGGAAGGGGUGUUUGUGUGGGUCACGUGGGGUGGGCGGGGUCUCGCGUGAGGCCCCUCCCACUUUUGGAGGAGCGUCCCAUCAUCCUUUGCGGGGUGUGUGUUCCAAACUACAACUCCCAGCAUCCCCUGCGGGGGGCUCCGCCUCCCCAUCACCGUGGAAACGGGACAAACCAUCGCGGGGGGGGGGGGGGGCGGACACGGACACCGUAGACAGUACCACUUGGGGGGGGGACGGACAUGGACAGUGA